Amblyraja radiata (thorny skate) is the source of this 2018-nucleotide messenger RNA. RefSeq names its product nucleolar protein 12 (gene nol12). The record is from RefSeq and is a predicted model, not a curated record. The transcript has 6 exons. Lineage: Eukaryota; Metazoa; Chordata; Chondrichthyes; Rajiformes; Rajidae. Gene Ontology annotation, molecular function: rRNA binding. Gene Ontology annotation, cellular component: nucleolus. The coding region runs from base 41 to 673 and encodes 210 amino acids.
GGGAAAGGAAGGUCAGCAGCACAACAUAGCGAGGCGGGCGAUGGCGAGGAGGAAUGGCGGCCGGCGCCGGGAGCGCUGCGUGCUGACCUUCAAUGAGGAGGAUAGGAGGGAAUUUCUGACUGGCUUUCACAAGCGGAAGGUGGAGAGAAGAAAGAAGGCUUUGCAAGAAAUUAAAACAAAACUGAAGGAGGAACAAAAACGUGUGAAGGAGGAGAGACGCAAAGAAUAUGUGAAGAUGUUCAAAGAAAGACAAGAAGCAUUGGAGGAAGCUGACGAGUUGGAUCGACUGACAACGUCCAAGACAGAGUGCGUUCAGUACGACCAUCCAAACCACACAGUCACCGUGACAACAAUCAGCAGCUUAGAUCUGGGCCGCACCAACAUGUUCUUCGAUGGUGCCAAUCAGGAGUCGGCAGAAGUUAAGGAAGAGCAGGCAGCAGAGAAUGAUGAGGAAGUGGAAAUGCCUGAGACAAGUGACAUCCCAUUGCCGAGGAAACGAACUGAACCCAUUAUGUCUGCAAAGAUUUCUUCACUGACACAUGCGCUGCACUCGGCCAGUAAGAAACAACUGAAAGGAAAGAAGAGUUCUCGGAAGGUCAAACCCCUCCCCAAAGGCAAAACGACAAAAUCACAGAGGCGGAAACGGACAGGAAGGCCGGGGAGUGAGAUAUGAAUCUCAGAACACUUUCUCUUGGGCUUUUAUACGUUCCAAACUGCAAGAUGGCUGAGCAACAUCGAUGCUUAAACUGAGUAAUCAAAUCCUAGGACUAACAAAUGGAGGCAGCUCGCCCAGGAAAAAAUCGACCAUAGUUUGCUAGACUUGGAUGUUGUCAGAUCAAUCCAUGUAAGGACCAGUCAAAGUGUAGAAAUAAGGAAUUGCUGGUGCUGGUUUACAAAACAAAGGGCACAACAUGCUGGGGAAAUGUCCCAACCAGAAACGUCGCUUCUCCAUGCCCUCCUGAGAUGCUAUCUGACCCGCUGAUCUCCAGCACUCUGUGUUUUCUUACACAUGCAAGUGUAUCUGUUUUGGAUCUUUUUGUUUGUAGGACCGGACUGUUCUUCGUCUACAAAAUUCUUUAAUGUUCUCUCGUCAUGAUAUUUGUGUAAUCUACUAAUGUGGCUUGGGUACAUCUUACAGGAGACACAAGGAAACAUGUUGUUUACAAAAAACACAAAUUGCUGGACUUGAGUCCGAAAGAGGGACCGAACCCGAAACAUCCGCUAUCCAUGUCCUGCAGAGCUGCUGCCUGUCCCGCUGAGUUAAGGGCCUGUCCCACGAGCAUGCGACCUGCGUGCGGCAAGCGUGACUAAACCGGAAGCGGGGGCCACGCGGAGGUCGAGUGAAUGACGUGAAGUUCGCGCGUGACGUACGGCGUCAAGACGCUGUGUAUGCCCGUCGAGGCGGCUGCGGGCCAGCAGGCCGUUGCCGCGCGGAUUUUUCGAACACGGUCAGUUUUUCGGAGCCCCGCGCGAUGUCAGGACCAGCUCCGCACAACUCCAUACCGCUCCGGCGAUCGAAGUGGGACCAGCCCCGCAAGGCCGUACGGCUCAAGCCACCACGUUAGGUCGCGCUUGCCGCAUGGAGUUGCAUGCUCGUGGAACAUGCCCUUAACUCUAGCACUUUGUAUGUUUUUUUAACAUCUCAGAGGAGCUUGGACACCUCUUUGUCACUUGCUUAAAGUCUACAGUCAGUGUGGAAAGGCCAUUAAGUCACUGCCUGCUCUGCUCAGAAUUACGGGUGUUCUGAGAUGGAUCUUAUCAUCCGGUGCAGGUAGUCAAGUGGGUCCCAUUUAUAACUUUCUAGCUCACAUUUAAUGAUGCCAAUUAAACCUGAGAACUGAUUACUGUGUUGGGUUGGUGGAGGUAUGGAUUCUGAUUUUUGUUUUAAUGCAGCGCCUUAAGAAUUUAGAGUUUCGUUGUUGACCUGCUGCGGAAUGUGCACGUUACUAUGUUUGACCUGAUCUGAAUCAUCCAUUUUUUUCAAAUUAAAUUCUGUUCUUACAUUUUGUAAACAUGUU